AUGAAGUUCCUCGGCCAUCAGAGACUCUCAAAGAACCCCUUCCGGGAUAAUAGCAUAACACUUCUCGUCUCAUCACUCCUUCUCGCCGCGCCUAUUACUGUGUUUUUGCUCCAUUGCGUUUAUCAGACUUACUACCGCAAAGGCGCGCACUGGAGUCACAACCAUGACAUUCUUGAAUUCAACACUCACCAAGAGCCGGAUGUGUUGUUAUAUGUUGCGUCCUACAGUGGACUUGUCACGACGUUAAAUCUCUCCCUUGCUGAGUAUCGGGAUACACCUGUGAAACUUGAAACAUUGUCCACAACAGAUGGGUGUGCUGGAAGCCCUUCAUGGCUCACACUCGACUGGUAUAACGGAGUGCUCUAUUGCACCGAUGAAGGACUCAAAGACGGCAAGCAUGGGUCGUUGGCAUCCUUCGCAACACACGAGAACGGCACUUUGACACUUUUGGCAAAGACUUCUACAGUCUUUGGCCCUGUGAGUGCGGUCAUGUAUGGCGAGUGGGAUUACGGUGGCGGUUCGGCAUUUACGACUUGGGACAUCCAAGAUCCAGCAAAUCUCACGUCGCUCAAUGUCCAACAGUUCAGCCUUCCCGAGCCUGGUCCGGACCCUUCAAGACAGGAGGCUCCACAUCCCCAUGCUGCAGUCGUUGAUCCGAGCAAACGAUUUAUUCUUGUUCCCGAUCUGGGAGCAGAUAUGAUUCACAUAUACGGCGUUGGGUUCGGAGAUCUGGGCCUGUCCAAGCUUGAUCCAUUGGUCGUUGCUCCCGGCACCGGGCCCCGACAUAUCGCCUUCGUAGUCAAGGAGACCAAGACAUUCAUGUACCUGGUCACCGAGCUGGCCAAUACCAUUAUCGGCUACGAAGUCGUGUAUGGUGGCGAUUUUAUCAGGUUCAAGGAAAUAUGGAACAGUGGCAUCCAUGGAGAAAGCAAAGACGUGCCGCAAGGCGCUGCAGCCGCCGAGAUUGUAGUAUCACCGGACAGAAAAUUCCUGGUCGUCUCGUCUCGUAAUGAAAGCGCUCUCCAAGUUCCUGACUUUGACACCAACAGCGGCACUAUAGCAUCUGAUCCUUUAGUGAGUUUCAAAAUUGACUCGGAAACCGGGCAUCUCACUCUCCAACAAGAUAUUCCAUGUGGAGGCAGAUUUCCUCGUCACUUCUCUAUCAACAAGGCGGGAACGUUGGUAGCAGUGGCUCUUCAAAGCGACAGCCGUGUCGUCAUUAUUGAGAGGGAUGCCAAAACUGGAAUCCUGGGUAAUUUCAUCGCCUAUGCAGAGGUGAAAGGCGAAGUUACAGCCGUGGUCUUCUACGAGUGA
Molecule: messenger RNA, 1314 nt
Organism: Fusarium mangiferae
Lineage: Eukaryota; Fungi; Ascomycota; Sordariomycetes; Hypocreales; Nectriaceae
Exons: 3
Coding region: 1-1314 (437 amino acids)
Molecular function (GO): protein binding; 6-phosphogluconolactonase activity
Source: RefSeq, a predicted model, not a curated record